AGGCGACUAUCUGCGAUGCUGCAAAUUCUGUUACCCAUUAUGUGCGUUUGUCAUUCUUGCCGCUUGUGUGGUAGCGUGCGUUGGCUUAGUGUGGAUGCAGGUGGCUCUUAAGGAGGAUCUGGAUGCAAUAAAGGAGAAGUUUCGAACUAUGGAAUCUAAUCAAAAGACAUCAUUCCAAGAAAUUCCUAAACUGAAUGAAGAUUUGGUGCAGAAGCAAAAGCAACUAGAACAAAUUGAGACUGGAGAACUGGGGCUAACUAAAAUUUGGAUAAAUAUUACAGAGAUCAAUAAACAGAUAUCACUAUUGACCUCAACAGUAAAUCAUCUCAAAAACAACAUAAAGUCUGCUUCUGAUCUGAUUUCUCUUCCUCUCACAGUAGAGAAACUUCAGAAGACUGUAGCGAACAUCGGUAGCACGCUUACGAGUGUUUCUCAUGAUGUUGAAAAUAUACAGACAGCUAUUGAAGAAUUCAAGAAAUCCAUAGAAAUACUCCAGAAUGAUGUGAAGGAAUUAAAACAGAUAUCUUCACUUCCCUCCACUGUUGUACCAAGGACUGAGAGAAAUCAGACAGAAAUUUGCAAAAAGGAAAGCCAGUCACUGCAUAUAGCUUUGGAAGAGCUAAACAAUACUGUAGUGGUGUACCAAAAGUUGAAUGACGUAAAGCUUCUAAAUGUGGACUCAGCCAUUGGUAACCUUAGCCAGAGGGUUAUGCUGUUAGAAAACUCUCCCCUUGCUGUGAAUAAUCUGGACAAAAGAGAGAACUUGUCUACCAGUGUGGAUGCAACUACCUCUCUAAAAGUGGAAAAUGAAGAUCAACUAGAUAAUGCAACUCUUUCAAAUAAAGAAACAAAGGAAACAGAAACUAGAGAUUCUCAGGUAUUAAAACUAAGAGAGAAGCUUCAGCUGAUCAGCGCUCUCACAGGCAAGCCGGAAAAUGACAGACCCAUUGAGACAUCGAAGAAUGUUGAAAGUAGUCUGAGUACUACAGCAAAGCCCACAGACCUUUCCAGGCUGGCUUCAAGGUCAGCUGAUGACAACACAGAGAGUAAUGGACAGCUGAGACAUCUGUCCUUACCAGGAGUUUCCAGCAUCCAAGAUCUUCAGAAUUUGUUUGAAAAAGCAACUGAAGAUGCUGAUGGAAAACUAUCAUAUGAAGAUCUUCAAAAGCUGCUUGGCUCUACAGCCCAAGAGUCACAGAGCUUUAAGAAAUUCGAUACAGAUGGAGAUGAGAAAUACUCAUUGCAAGAACUGAGAUUAGCAUUAGGUGUAUAGGAUAUAUAUUUAGAAAUGUGAUACUGAUGGAUGCUACUGUAGCUAAAGGAAACUAUGGGACAUGAAAAACUAUGUCUGCACUUUCCCAGCGUUUUACUGAUCUUUGGAGCUAAAUUACUGUACACAUUGCCACCUCUUUAUUUCAUUUGCAUUUAUUGAGAAGAAAUUCACAAAUUUAUGUCAGUAGGACAUAUUAUUGGGACUGUGUUAAAAUCCAGAAAAUUCCCAAACUUGGAAACAUUUUCCUCUGAUUCUUUCCUUUUCAAGGAAUUUUUGGUUUUAAUUUAAAAUGUGUUCAUACUAAAAUAAAACUAUGGUUUUAUAUUUCACUAAAAUUUGCCUUAAAUUAGAGUGCUGCACUUUAUGUAGAGCAGAAGGAAGUCUGUCUUGUAAAGAUGGGCUACUUCUGCUUGUAAAUAUUUGAGAUAGAGUAAAUUAUGCAUAUUUAGGGGGAAGUUUGUGUCAGGGGCUGUGUUGGUAGUAAGCUGUUUAUAAUGAGAGACUGAGCCUAAAAGGGGUGGUUAAGAGCUUCAGCUAAAAUUCUAAUUUUGACUAAGUAUAUCCAUGAAUGAGUUUGGACUCAGUCAGCGGAAAGCAGGAGUGGUAAAUCAGGCCCAUCUAUAGCAGGAUUUAUUUUUAGAGGGAAGAGUUGAAAGUGGUUUUAUAUCAUGAGCCUACAGGAGCUACCAAGUGCUUGGGUUUUCACUUCAGCAUUCUUUAGCUUUGCUGUAUUGUGUCCAGAUUACACUUUGUGAGAUAUUUUAAAAAAACAAAGGAAAGUAUUGAAUAACUUUAACAGAUGCUUAAGAGGUAGAAGUCUACAUUGCAACCUGCUGAGUAGCACCUGGAUAGUUCGUGCCUUGGGUACAGUCACUGGUGUGCUGAUGGUCUCACUGACAGGUCACUAGAGAUCUUUGGAACAGGGUUGCUGGUGCAGCUGGUUUCUUCCAUGCACUGUUGUUUGGGUCACUCUGAUGGAGUGUCCAGAGUAAAGCUCCUGGUCUCUAGGAGUGUGAGCAGGUGGUGAAGGCCCAGAGUAGACUUGCGGGUUCUUUCCUGACUAAUGUGAACAUGAUCACUUCUUGGUACAUUUACCUUUUGUGUUCUUGCCAACAGAAGGAUGUAAAAAGCAGGGUGGGUGUAUGCAAUCAUGUCAGCGUUCUCUGCCGACACAUGUUUUGUAAGUGAGGCUUCCUUACUGUGGAGGAAGUUAAGGGUUUGUUAUACUAGUGGAUCUAAACACAGAGAGUGUUUAUGACCUUCUGGAACAUAGAAAAUGGCUUUCGCAAAAAGAAUUCUCUUGCAGGCUAAAUCAGGGCCAAGUUGGAUGAUUUUGCUCACAAAUAUCACUGAUCUUGUUGGGAGUUUUAUGCAUGAUUAGUGAAUUCAAGUUUCCCACCUCACUGAAACAUCAGUUUAUGUGGAAGUCUGUUUAUAACUGACUUUUAUAUAACUUUAGACUGGAUGUUUUAUGAAUAGUUGCAUUCUGUGAGUAUGAAGUAGUGAAGGAAUAUACAAAAUGGAACCCUGUUACCCAUUGCCUAGGCUGCUUUCACUGUUGCUCUUCUAUCCUGUUUGGGUAAUGCAGAUGUGACCCAAUACAGAAAUGCUUUUGAUGUUUGAGAACAAAGUAUUUAAAAACGAAACAAAACCAACCAACCUUGGCUUUUGAGAGGACAAGAAGCCACCACUUGCUUCUUGCCACUUCCCACACCCUUUUAUACACUACUGUAUAAUUCCUUAACCAAAUAAAAAAAAAAAGAGCAAUAAAAUGUAACCAUUCUGGUAUUUUAUUUGUACAUACUGUAUCAUAGCCAUAUGCCAGAGUUUGCAAAAUAUUUUUGGAAGUUUGAUUUGUAUGGAAUUUAAUGUACCUUAAAAUUUAAGGGAUUAUUGUAUUGCUAUGUGAAUCUGUUGGUGUUUUGUUUUGUUGCAGUCUGCUUUACUUUUAGAAGGCUUUUCAACAGCAGGAGUGAAACUGUCAGCUAGAGACAGCCUGUGCUGCUCCAGCUGCCCGUGGCCUCUGCCUGUGGCCCGGAGCUGGGCUGGUCCCUAACUGGCACUGGGGCACAGCUGUCUGCUGGUGCUGCUUAAUUUGCAUGUCAGGAGCAUAGUUAAUUGCUAAUUGCUGUAGUCACUGCUGUUGUAGGAUGGACUUGUACUGUCAGUUUAACAAAUCUGAUCACUCCUGAGCUCAGUGGUUGCUUCUGUUUGGCCUAGGGUAGCCAGUAGCCGUGUGCUGCAGGCUGGGAGCACCUGUCCCUGCGAGUUUUCUGCCAGGCUCUGCUCUCCAUCCCGCAUGCUUCCCAAAGCCCCGGCACUGGGUGUUGCCAGGCUUCCUUCCUCAUCUUUUAUUCACGCUGCAGAUGGCAGAGGGCAUAUAAAAACCUCAGGCGGUGUCAGUGCACUUGUCGGGAUCUGCGUUCUGCUGUAGCUCAUGCCUACAGACUGCAGGCUUCCGGGGGGCGGUUUGGGGCUCAUGUUCAGGCUGUGUUUGUGCCGUUUUGGCAGACCCCUGUGUAGGGGUUUCCGGAGGGGCGGUUCGUGGGUUCAUUUUCAGGCUGUAUUUGUGUUGUUCUGCGUGACCCCUGUGUAGGGACCACUGUGUAACCUUUCAGUGCAGUGACUGACCUUUACAGGGUGCUGCCUGCGCAUCGUGCUCCUACUCCGCGGGUUUGCGCUACGGCACUCCACGCGUGC
Athene cunicularia (burrowing owl) is the source of this 3973-nucleotide messenger RNA. RefSeq names its product EF-hand calcium binding domain 14 (gene EFCAB14). The record is from RefSeq and is a predicted model, not a curated record. The coding region runs from base 95 to 1273 and encodes 392 amino acids. Gene Ontology annotation, molecular function: calcium ion binding. The transcript has 10 exons. Lineage: Eukaryota; Metazoa; Chordata; Aves; Strigiformes; Strigidae.